Molecule: messenger RNA, 953 nt
Organism: Ceratitis capitata (Mediterranean fruit fly)
Lineage: Eukaryota; Metazoa; Arthropoda; Insecta; Diptera; Tephritidae
Gene: Polr3I
Product: DNA-directed RNA polymerase III subunit RPC9
Exons: 4
Coding region: 570-953 (127 amino acids)
Biological process (GO): transcription initiation at RNA polymerase III promoter
Cellular component (GO): RNA polymerase III complex
Molecular function (GO): nucleotide binding
Source: RefSeq, a predicted model, not a curated record
UGGGCGCCCACAUGUAGCUUCUGGAAGAUUAUGUUCGAAUGUUCGAUAAUGAACAUUUGCACACUAUAUCGAAUAUGUUUUAAUUAUCAGUCUCUAACAACCAAAGAAUAUGCCGGAAUUUCCAGAGCUGAAUACAAGCAGUAGGUGAGGUGCCUUAGAGAGUGGCCAAGACAGCGUAGUUAAGUUGAGUUUCGUGCUCGGUGUGACAACAUCUGGGUAAAGAGAAGCGAAGAAAACUGUGUAAAAAAACAAUAGGCUGAUAAAACAGACGUAAUUUUCAAUUGAUAAAUAAAUUAUUGCAAUACAGAUUUCUAUAAGAAAAGUAUUGGAAAGAGCCGCGAAUUCGCCUUGGGUAUUCGCUGUGAUUUGUACUAAAACUAAAACAUUUGACAAAUCGAGGAAGCGAAUUCGGCGCUUAUAAAUGUAAAUAAACUAUAUCGCGGUCGAUAUAAACAUGUUUAUUGCGGUCGAUGUGAUUUGAUGUUAUGAUCCUUUUUUAUUUUGAAUGCUGAUGAAAGUAUUGUAUAGGAUAACAAAAUUAUCGCCGAACAAAAAUAUUUAAAACUAAUAUGGAAAUAUCAAAUCCAUGCUUUUCAGUGCUCUCAAACUAUGAAGUGAUGGAAUCCCUUAAGACACUUAAGGAUACAAAGAAAAAAUAUGGGCUGAGGAACUUAGCGACAAUUACAUAUGAGACAUUACAAUUUUUGGAAGACUCACCCUGCAAACAACAGUCACGUGAAACCAUUCAUGCUUUUUUAACUGAAGUAAAGGCCUUAAACUGUAAACUUACAACCACUGAAUGUUUAAUGAUGGUAAAUGAUCCUCCCACUAGUGCAUUACACAUUCAAUUGCUUAUCGAAGAUAGUGAAGAACGUUUAACGGAAGAUCAGGUGAAUGAACUUCUACAGAUUGUUGCAAAGCAUUUUCCUAAUGCUCCAUCAGAAAAUAAUUAA